This is a messenger RNA of Myiozetetes cayanensis, 6821 nucleotides long. It is a transcript of the gene TTF1, whose product is annotated as transcription termination factor 1. The record is from RefSeq and is a predicted model, not a curated record. Lineage: Eukaryota; Metazoa; Chordata; Aves; Passeriformes; Tyrannidae. The transcript is spliced from 13 exons. Bases 172 to 2379 code for a protein of 735 amino acids.
GAGGGGGACGGCGGCGCGGGAGGACCCCACGUGGAGGGCCUUCGCGGGCCGGUGAUGCCCGGCGCUGGCUGGCGCUGCAGACUGCCCCGGGGCGGCGAGAUUCAAAGGCUCGGGUUGCGAACGUGACGCGGGUGUUGCUCGGAAGGCACUCCCAGGCGGAGUCCAGCUGUGAUGCACAUCUGUUCCCAAGAGAAGGCGUCAGUUUUUCGUAGGCACUUUGCAAAACCAGUUGGUUUGAAAAAAAAAAGGAAAGGAAUGGCACGUGCAGAUGAUUCUCAAGGCCAGGAUUUCCUCAAGAAGAGGAAGAAGAAGAGAAAACACAAGGAAUGCAACAGCCAGCGUGGGAAUGAGGGGAGUGGGGGGGACCCGGAGCUCGGCCGAGCUUCCCCUCCGCUGUUCGAAAACGCGGCAGCGCAGGGUGAGGAGGGCAGCAAGAAGAAGAAAAAACAAGCCCCAGACAAGGGGAAGAAGGAGCAGCAGGCUUCCAUAGCUGAUUAUUGUGUGAGAAUGGACCAGGAGAUUACCAAUGGAACGGGAGUGGAGGCUUCCCAGAAGAAGAGGAGGAAGCAGGAGUGCAGCGAGAGCACGGACGAGCAGAGCGAUGUCACCUGCGUGCUGGUGAACCAGGACAGCCCCGGGGACUGCCAGGACAGCACUAUGGAUUAUGUGUACAUCAAAAAACCCCUCAAGAAGAAGAAGAAGAGGAAAGCAAAGCUCCCUGAGGCGGGUGAGGAGCACGAGGAGCCUCCCUCCCAAAGAGGCAGCGAGAACAGCGGAGAGAAAGCCAAGAAGAAGAGGAAGAAGAGGAGAGGCAGCAGUGCCCAGGACGGGCAGGAGGACACGGAUGGAGCUGCUGACCAAUCAUCUCCAGGGCAAAACAGGCCAGCAGGGGACAAAGGGUCGCCUUUACCUGCCCAGGAGGGGCAGAGGCACAAGGGUGGUGACUCUGAUGCUGCUUCUGCCACCAGUGAGCUCUCAGUGGAGGAACCUGCUGGUUUUUCCACACCCAGUAAAGCACCUAAUCAAGCUCAGAAAACACCAGGACAUGCUAAAAAGACAAUUAAAAGCAGUGCUUUUGUCACGGAAGAAAGUUCUUCAGACUCAGAUGAGAUCAGGACCCCAGAACCCUCAGCAUCAAAUAAAAAGAAGAGCCAGAACAGCUCCUUUGCUGAGAUGGCAGCCUCUGAUGAGGUGAGUGUGGACGAUGAUGAAUACCUGGACUCUCUCACGUCUUCAUUCAUGGAUUUGGACACUGCCAGGCAAGAAUUGAAGGAGUUCAUUCCUCAUGUGGAGAAUCUCUCAGAUAGUUCCAUCAAGAAGAUGGUUGGAAGAGACCUGCCAAGGUUUAAAGAGUUUAAAAAACAAGGUGUUGCUGUCAAGUUUGGCAGAUUUACCCAGAAGGAAAACAAUCAAAUCCGGAAAAACGUUGAAGAGUUCUUAUCCAUCAGUGGGUUGGACAGUGCUGAGAAACUCCUGUUCACUUCCAGGUAUCCAGAAGAAAAAGCAACAAUCAAUCACCUCAAGGCAGAGCACGAGUUCUGUGCGAAAAUCUCUGAGGGCAUACCCCGACCCUGGAGGCUGAUAUAUUACAGAGCAAGGAAGAUGUUUGACUCUAAUAAUUAUAAAGGAAGGUACACUGACGAAGAAAAAGAACAGUUAAAGAAGUAUCAGGCUAUGCAUGGCAAUGACUGGAAGAAGAUUUCUGAGUUGAUGUCCCGUUCUAACCUCUCAGUUGCUAUGAAAUUCUCUGAAAUCAAGUCAGCUGUUAAUUAUGGUCCUUGGACAAAGGAAGAGAUCCAGAAGUUAAAGCAUGCAGUGAAGGAAGUGGUAAGGAAAAGAGUGGAACGUGGAAGUUCUCCUUCCUCAGUGGAACGGCCAGACUGGGAUCUCUGGGUUGACCGUGAGACACUGUGCCAGCAACUACCAUGGACUGAGAUUGAAACCAAAGUGGGGAGUCGAUUCUGGAGACAGUGUAAACAGAAAUGGAAUACAAUUCUGGUAAAGAAGAUGUCCAAAGGGCAGCAGUUCAAUACGUGGAUCAAGAGAUUACAGAACAGGAUCACUCUUAUUAAAAGGCUGUAUGAAAUGAAAGUGGAGGAUGCCAAUGAAGUAAACUGGGAAGAACUCUGUGAUGCUGUUGGAGAUGUCCCUUCAGCCUAUCUUCAAUCACAGUUUUAUAAGCUUAAAGUCUCCUUUGUCCCUUUUUGGCAAAACAAGACCUUUUCUGAAAUUAUCGAUUUUCUGUUUCAAUACAAGCUCCCAGAAUUAGAAGAAAAUUUAAGAAAAAAGCACCUGAGUUCUUAUGAUUUAUCAGCCAGUCAGGAGAAAAAGGCUUUCCGACUCAGUGACAUUUUUGACUCCGGUGAAGAGAGUGAUUAAAUGGGACUGUCCUAAAAGCAACUCCUAAUUUGCAUUUUUAACUGCAAAUGGAUCUGGGUGAGAGUGGGUGCAGCUCAACAACUGCAGGUACACAGGCUGUGGAGUGAUGGGAAAAGUCAAGAUGGGCACGUGUGAUUUUCUUCUUCCAUGUUGAAGACAGAGUUCAGUAGAGCUUUUGAGCUACUAUUUAUUACUUUCAAUUAGUUCUGGGUUUAGAAGCCUUCAUUGCUUUUUAAAUGUCUCAACGUGAUUUUUUUACUGAUUUGUUUUCUGUGAAAUUAAAAACUGCUGUUUUCCUUUGAUGAAUAAACCUGGUUUUCAGAACUGUAUUUUUUUAAAGUUAUUUAAAAUUCAUGUAAUUGGAAAAAGACUUUCAAUUUGGUUUUAAAUCUCUGUUAUAACCAUAUCUUAAGACAUCUCUGUUGAUGGAAACAGCACAACUUUUGAGUUUUUUUUUUUUUAACAGGUAUAUCUUGUUCUUAAAAGCACCUGAUUUUAUUUUUGAUGUAGAUUUACACUUUUCUCAACCCUCCCAGCGAGAAAGGAUAUUUGUCCAUUUCUGUUCAUAAAUUAUAAUGUCAUUUCAUGAGAAAACCAAAACAAUACAUUUGAAAUGUUCAUGUUUGGAAUAUAGAGACAAAACAGACAGUGUAAAUAUAUAUAUACAUGUGCAUACACAUACUUUUAUUGUGUCAAGGAGAAUUUCUACAUUUUAAUAAGAAAACUGAGCAAUAAGAUGGAGGUUUUACUCAUGGCUUUGUAUGAUAUUUGUAUCUCUCUGCCCAGAGUGAUUAUCUGUAAAUUGACUGCAAAAAACCCCUCAAACCCCAAAAUACCUUACUGUGUAAAAUGUUUGUAUGGCUUGUUUAUAUUUCCCAUAUGCUGUUUUUUUAGAAAGCAAUGCAAGAAGACUCAGGCUCUGCUUUUUGAGGGUCAUUUUGAUAAGUUCUUUAAUAACUGUUAUUGAAAAUCCAGAACUCUGAAUGCCUUGAAAUAAAGGCCUUGUUGGAGGGUCUGGAAUGUGAUUUGUAGCAAAGGAUUUUAAAGGAGAGCUUGCCAUAUUUAACUGUGUGUGGCUUUGGUCUCUCUCAAGAUAGAAAACAGUGGGAUUUUUGUGGGACAGGCACGAUCAGCCCCUGCUACGAGGGUAAGUUUGCCAGCCAAGACAUGAAGUGGGGCAGAGGAGAAGAAAACAUUCACCAGUCCUUCUCUUGCUUUAUGUGUUUGAAGGUUAAAAGCUGAAAAACGUGGACUUUUACAUCUAAAAAGUUUGUGUUUCUCAAGGAAUAUGGAGAUGCUCUGAAUUGUCUGCAGGCUGGAGCACAAACAGUUGCCUGGUUGUAGAGUAGAUCUCACAGAAAUAAACUUCUACCUCCAUAAUGAGAUUUAUUUUUAUUCUUUGCUUUAAAGGAAAACUGUUGUGGAUGAGUGGAAUGCACCUAACUCAAAAAAGAGAAGCAGCAAUAUGUCUUACUGAGGUAAAUUCAGUGGAAUUCAAAGUUUUAACAGUGGUUUAUCAAGAUUCAGAGAGUUUGAUGGCAAAGUUCACUUUAUUAAUUACUGCAUGGAAGAGACAUACAGAAGAAAAUUGAGUUAGAAUCAAGUUAGAAUGAUUCACAAAGAGUCUGGAGGCACAAAGGGUAAGAAAAACCCUCCUGUUGAGUCAUGAGGUUCAGAGUGGACCCCUUUGAGGGGGUCUCAGAGAGGAGUCUGGGUGCAGCUGGAUCCAGGCUUAGUCCCACCCAGGGUCAGCGAUUUAUAUCCAUAAAAUCUAUAAUUAAUACUGAGUAGCCCCAUGGAUUAAUGUUUCUUUAGUACUAAUCCUGUGGCUGUCACUCACUUAGCCAAUGAUCUCUCAGAGUAAGGGAUCUUGGGCAAGGAAUCCUAAACCUUGAGAGGUUUCCCUUCUCCAGGGGAGUCACCCACCCACCCUGCAUUCCAGCUGCACUUCACUCAUUAGGGGGAGAUAGCUGUCAGUUAGAGACAACAGAGCUGUCUUUGUUUUAGCUCUGCUAUCUCAUUCCCUGCUGUCAUUAUCUUGCAUGUUUGGGCUUCAAAACCACCUUCCAAAAUAUUUUUCUGAGGUACUUUCACUCCCUUGGCCUUGAGCCAGGAGCAUUCCAGCUCACAGGGUCACUGCAGGGCACGAGGCCUGUUGCUGCCUCACAGAAAUUCUUAAAAAAACCAAAAAAGACUCCCUGCUAGUUGUUAAAAGCAGUUUUUCUGCAAAAUGUUACUAAGUCAGGGCAGGAACUGUAAACUUGAAGCCAUCACUGCACUGGCUGCUUUGGGAAAACACCUGAGAAAAGAGUGUGUGUCCCUGGGACUGGAGUAAGGAAACUCCUUACCUGCAUCUCCCUGGGUGAAGUGGGUGUAAUCCAUUUGCAGGAGGAGAGCAGUUGUUGAUGGCUUCCCAGGUGCUGAAUAAUAGACACGAGGAGGCAGCUUUUCCCUUCGCCUCCCUCUUACCCAGGCCCAUGGGAACACAGACAAAGGAAGGCAGUUGUUUCACGUGGAUAUUUAAAUCUUAUUGCUAACAGCAAACUCUGCAGAGGUUUUUAAAAAAAAACACCAAACAGACUUCACAGAAGUCUGAGGGGAAAUAACACUGACAAAGCUUUGUGUAUCAGGCUGCAUUAUAAAUAAGAGCAUGACAGAUCCUUCAAGUGUAGAAAGCACUUGAAAAAGCACCUAAAAACUUGGGUGUUUCAAGCAGAUGUGUCUCUUCAAGCAUUUUCCUGACGUGCUCAUGGCCUGAGUGGUGUUACAGCAGAAAACUCAGCUGGGUGGUGUUAUCAAAGGCAGAGACAGAUGAGUUCCAAGGGUUGUGUUUGCAGCAGAGACACACUUCAAAGCUGAGGAGCGUUACGGUGGCAGCAGCUGCAGAUCAAACAGGGACUUGCCUUUUUUCACCCCCUGCACCUGUAAGGUCUUAAACAAGGAUCACACAAUCAUCACGGAAUAUGCUGAGUUGGGAGGGACCCACAAAGAUCAUCGAGUCUGAGAGAGAGCUGUUAAAUAUUGUACGCUGAAAAGCUGCUGAAUCCUGUAUAUUCCCCAUUAAGCCUGGACUUAUUAGUAUGGAUAAGUUGUUUCUUUUAAAGUUUUAAAUUUUAAGAUUUUAAUUAACACUUAAAUAGAAGAUAGUUAUUAAAGAACUAAUGCAGAAUUAUUUUAAGCUGAAGUCAUGUAUACUUCUAAUGUAAUAACCUUGCAUUUUUGGUUAACUUGCUGAGAAUUUUCUUACUUUUAUCUAGAUAAGGGACAUAGCUUUUGCAACUGGGGAAAAAACCCACAUAACUUUUGCAAGUUAAUAGGAUGUAUCUCUUCAAACGGACAAGGAACCAAUCAGCAUUUGACAUUCAAGGUUGGGAAGUAAUUCAUCCAAGACAAAAAAGCUACAUCAUACAAAGGAUUUUUAUGGACUAGAAACCAAAGACUUAUAUAGCAAGGAGGCAUAGAAAGGUGGGAUUUAACGUGAAUCUGUAAAGACCUUAGAAAAUAUAAGGUUUUUGCUUUUGUAAUUUCCUUUGGAGGCUAUUUAUGGAGGGCUAUCCCCAAUGCUUCUCCAGUGCUGUCAAUAAAAAGGGAUGCUGCUCAACACUGGUCAACUCCGGUGCUGAGUGAGUUUCUUUAAAUCCAACCAAGAAUCACAGAUUAUGCUGAGUUGGAAGGGACCCACAAGGAUCAUCGAGUCCAAGUCCUGGCCCUGCACGGGACCAUCCCCAGGGAGUUCAUGGAAGGAGGGUGAUCCCUGUUUGCUGUCUCAGAGCCCCCCAGGCUGUGGGGUGGUGUCACCCCUGUGACCCGGAGGGUCAGGGACACUCCUCGAGCUCAGUGGCUUCAUCCCCCAGCCCCAGGAGCAGCCAGGCCUGAGCAGGGACCAGCCCUUUUCCUUCCCCAUGUGGGAUGCGCACCAAGAGGCACCAGGGGCAUCCACGAGCGGCUUCCACCGCACCAGGAACCCCCGCGCCCCCGGGGGCAUCACUUUGUUGCAGUUUGGUCAAGGCUUGUCUGGAGCAUAGGCCUGAAAAGGCCCCUGCCAGAAACAAGUCAGGGCUUGUCAGAGCUAAGUUGGGACUGCUUAGACAUUAAGGCUGUGCUGACCAAAAAGAAACAAUAAGUCAAGCAGAACCGAGACAAGAAAAAUUUGCAACUAGAGAUAGGAUGUAAUCUGGUGGUGGGAUUUAAUUACACGAUGUUUACAGUUAGGUAAAUGGAUUAACAGUCAGGUAAAUGGAUUAAUAUUUGAAUAUAAUCAAAGUGAUAUGUAAGUUUAUGUUUAACUGCUAUGUCUCCUGUGAAAUGUAAAACCAAUCAUGUAACCUUGCUUGGAAAAUAGUAUAAAAGAUGCGUUCAAAAUGUGGGUCUUUGGGUACCUGUCUUGGGACAGGAGUCCACAGGGACCCCGGGCCCUGAAUAAAGCACCGCAUAAACUGACA